AGGAGAUCGAUUGAGUCCGUCAGCAGGUGGUGCUGUGCAUGUGCAACAUGGAUGGUAAGCCUGGAGGAAUCUCCAAGGUGUCUGCCAGCAGAUGGUGCAGUGCAUAUACAGCAUGGAUGGUGGAAUUUGGUAGGCAGGCUGCCUGAUGAAAAAGCGCGCAUGCACUCAUCUGGUCCUGCACAUGCUCAGAAACGCGUCGCAUUUUGAUGACUGCCUACUGGACUACCUUCACCCCUGCUUAUUUGGAACUCAUCAAACAUACAUGGACUGCCACACCAUGCGCCUGUUAUCCCUUUUGUCUUUUAUUAGAGUUACAAUUUUUAAAUAUGCA
This is a messenger RNA of Staurois parvus, 331 nucleotides long. Lineage: Eukaryota; Metazoa; Chordata; Amphibia; Anura; Ranidae. The record is from the annotation of a GenBank genome assembly.